AUGUCGAUCGACCUGGAAUGGCAGAAGCUCGACCCCUCGCUCGCGUCGUCGCUGGUGGACGUGUUGAACAAGCAACUCGCGAGCACGCCCAGGCCGUCAUUCAUCGGGCCCAUUGAAGUGACCUCCUUCGAAUUUGGGAGCACCAUCCCCGACGUUGAGCUCGUGGAUCUGCGCGACAUCUACCGCGACUUCCUGGAGGAUGAUGAAGACGCCGACGCCGACGAGGACCCGGUGAAGGUCUCGCAGUGGGCAGAGGAGGACGGGGGCUUCGAGUGGGUGCCCCGGCGGGCGACGCGCGAGAACGGGCUCGCCGACGACGGGCCUGCGUACCACCUUCUUCCCCCGCACAUGCGCUAUGGCCGUGCGAUGGCGGCAACAGACAUGUUUGCGUCGACACCGUCGCUGCGCUCACCCAGAGAUAUAUGGAACCCUGCGUUCACCAGCCUUGCCGACCUGCGUUCGACGUACCCGGCGCCGUCGCUCUAUGCCUCAGCCAUGUCGUCCGCCCCUUCCAUUUCGCGCUCUAACCCCAAUUUUAAGCCAGCGCAGGCCAAUUCUCAACAGCAUAGCUCGCAAGAUGCCAAUGAGAAGCUCCCCGAAUCGCCCCGCCCAGCUUCAGCGCCCGAGCCGCCGACGCAGCCGACGCAGCCGAACCUACAGAUGCACUUGCACAUCACCUGGAAUUCCAACCUCCGGCUUACUCUGACCACAUCGCUGCUCAUAAACUACCCCUCGCCCAUGUUCAUGUCCCUUCCUAUCAAGCUUUCUGUCACUGGCUUGCUUUUCACCGGCGAGGUCGUCGUAGCAUAUGAAGGCGCGCGCCGUCGUGUUCAUCUCUGCAUCCUGGACGAGCUGGACCCGUACAGCCCGCUUGCAGUAGGUCGCGUCAAGCGCGACACGCCCCCGGCGGCAGGAACACCCACCGAUGCCGACGACGAUACCCCAGGUUCUGCUAUGCCCGCAAGGACAGGCAAGCCAUUACCAAUCGGACAGCGUCUCUUACCUUCAAUAUAUAUCGAGAGCGAAAUUGGGCAGGCUGAUAAGCACGUACUAAAGAACGUUACUCGUGUGGAACGUUUCAUCCAGGAUGUCAUCCGCAAGACUGUAGAAGAGGAACUUGUCUUCCCAAAUUUCCACACUCUAGUCUUCGGCGAUGAGGAUUCAUGA
Molecule: messenger RNA, 1167 nt
Organism: Sparassis crispa
Lineage: Eukaryota; Fungi; Basidiomycota; Agaricomycetes; Polyporales; Sparassidaceae
Product: Mitochondrial distribution and morphology protein
Exons: 1
Coding region: 1-1167 (388 amino acids)
Biological process (GO): phospholipid transport; mitochondrion organization
Cellular component (GO): ERMES complex
Molecular function (GO): lipid binding
Source: RefSeq, a predicted model, not a curated record